AUGAACAUCGAUAGCAUGGUUGGCGCCCGUGUCGAUGAUUCGCUAUACAAACAAGGCCACAGGACAUACCGUGUCUCCAAGAAGGAUCCAAAUGGGCUACCGCAUCCCAAGGUGGUGAGAGAGGUCGAACAUUUCUGCGAUCAACUGGAGAAGCGGCUGGACGAGCUCCUAGAAGACGAACAAGACGAGCCUUUGGGAGAACCACUUUGCGAGUUCGGAUUCAGCGGCCGACUCAAGAAGCGCCUCAACAAGCACAAGACACACACAGGCUCGAACUACAUCAUGAAUCUAUUUGAAGCGACCCUCAAGCUGACCUUCCCCGAAGAAGACUUCGGAAUUGAGCAGUACGUGCUGUAUAUUGUACCGUACAGAUUUCUCAAAGCAAUCACCGAAAUGUUCAUCACCCGCAUCGGGCAUGGCAUGGUGAGGUUCGGCGGCGGUUUUAGCCAUGAACCGCCAGGCAGGAGCACAAGAACAAAGCUUAGCAAGAAGGAGUGGGAGACCGCGUUGAAAGUCGCGCAAGACCACGUGGAUGCUGAAGGGAACAGGAAGUUUUACUUCGCGCAAAUGGACGAGGCGAAGGCCCGACUUGACGCGGAGAUCAAGGCUGUGGAGAAGAAGGUGGACGCCCAAGACGAGUACCAGGCGGAGAUGGAUCAGCUCCUGGGGGCCAUGGGCCCGAUGGGCGAGGAGAUCGACUUCGAGGACUUGCUCACGAGGCUCACCGAGACGGUUGAAGGGUUGGAGGAAGAGUAG
Messenger RNA from Saxophila tyrrhenica, 756 nucleotides. RefSeq lists its product as uncharacterized. NCBI's taxonomy places the organism in Eukaryota, Fungi, Ascomycota, Dothideomycetes, Mycosphaerellales, Extremaceae. The record is from RefSeq and is a predicted model, not a curated record. Bases 1 to 756 code for a protein of 251 amino acids. The transcript is spliced from 2 exons.